Molecule: messenger RNA, 572 nt
Organism: Lacerta agilis (Sand lizard)
Lineage: Eukaryota; Metazoa; Chordata; Lepidosauria; Squamata; Lacertidae
Product: probable E3 ubiquitin-protein ligase MID2
Exons: 3
Coding region: 60-572 (170 amino acids)
Molecular function (GO): zinc ion binding
Source: RefSeq, a predicted model, not a curated record
AGAAUGCUGCUCGAAGAGAAGGCAAGUUGAGGCUCCAUUCUUUUGAGUGCAGCCAUGUCAUGGAGGCAUUAGCACAGGUGCUUUCAUGUUCGGUGUGCUUAGAGUUGUUCACUCCCCCCGUGCUGGUCCUAUCCUGCGCUCACAAUUUCUGCAAGAAGUGCCUGGAGAAGAUCCUCAUCAGCCAGAACUGUAGCCAUGUCAAUGGACAGUUCUCCUGCCCAAUGUGCAGAAAAAUCAUACCCUUGAGAGGGAGAGGGAUCAUUGGCUUGCCAAGAAAUAUUCUGGUGGAGAGUAUCUUGGAAAAAUAUAAGUAUGAGCUUGAAAAUGUGCAUGCCAAAGAACAAGACCAAUUGUCCCAAAUAUGUGAAGAACAUGGAGAGCGUAUGAAUUUGGUAUGCCUGACUGAUGAUAAGCCGAUAUGCUCCAUCUGCAAACUCUUUGGAGAGCAUGAGUCCCACAAUGUAGCAAAACUAUCUGAAGUUUAUUCUGAGAGGAAAAAGAGAUUGAUCAAAGAUUUAGAUUGGGUAAACCAACAAUCUGAACAUGCUGAACAAGCUAAGAAGGUGCAGUAA